Molecule: messenger RNA, 4114 nt
Organism: Triplophysa rosa
Lineage: Eukaryota; Metazoa; Chordata; Actinopteri; Cypriniformes; Nemacheilidae
Gene: flt3
Product: fms related receptor tyrosine kinase 3
Exons: 24
Coding region: 450-3350 (966 amino acids)
Biological process (GO): B cell differentiation; cytokine-mediated signaling pathway; positive regulation of kinase activity
Cellular component (GO): signaling receptor complex
Molecular function (GO): ATP binding; transmembrane receptor protein tyrosine kinase activity
Source: RefSeq, a predicted model, not a curated record
CUUCUGUGGACCUUUUUACGGAACUUGCAAAGAGUGCAAGGGAUACAAGGCACACUCUCAGUCGAAAACAUCCAAAAUACAAGAUAAAGACAUUUCACUUCUUUGCAAAAACGAUACAUUAGUGCCUAUAUAUUAUAAAGUAUUUAACAAAUAGUAGGAGCCCUACUCUGGAAAGGGUGGAUACUCGUUCAUUUGAAAGUUAAAUGAUUAAAGUCUAAAUCAUUUGUGCUGGUAAUAUAAUGAAACCACGUUAAUAUUAAAACACAACGGUGACGUCGUUAACAGACAUUUAAAGAAGUGCUAAUGAAAUGCAGAAGAAAUGAUGUCAUUAGUAUCUGCGCCUUAUGAAGAAGUGAUGCGUUGUGUCACGCAUUGAACUGAACGUCUUUGCGCUUCUUUUCGCUGUCCAUCCUAUUUCAUGAUCUGACAGACUGAGGGAAGAAACUGUUAUGCAUUCAAGCGAUGCAUUUUGGACAAGUGCUUUUGUUUUGUUCUUGCUGCAGUGUGGCGCACAAAGCAGCGGCUCCACAGAGAGACGUCCCCGCUGUGCCACUGAUGGAUCGACUAUGAGAUGUGUGCUGGAAGAGGCUGACGUAUUCAGUUCUGAUCCAGUUAAACUGGGUGGCAUUGAGGGACAGACAGUGGACGUUUACACAAAAUGUCAACAAAGCAACUCGGAGAGGUUUGAAUGCCUCUGCUACCAAAGGAUCAAUGCCUCUAUGCAGCCGUUACAGCACUUUGAGAGAGAACAUACAAAUGGAACACACACUGUAAUGUGUGGCAAUUACAGUGUUACAGUAGACGAGCCACCCCAAAGGAGGCCAUCGGUCCCAGUUAUCAAAGCUAUUGCAAUUCGUGUCCGUUUUGCUCAAUUGGUUUGUGUUUCUGAGGGGAACCCUAGACCAAACAUCAAGUGGUAUAACGGCAAAGAUCCAAAAGAGAGUAAAGAAGAGAAGUGGAAUAGAGCCAAAAGCAUUGUAAAAAGCCUCCCCGAUCCAAAUGUAAAGUGCUGUGCUAGUAAUGUUUUGGGUGAGGAAUGUACUGCAGUUUAUUAUCAUGACCUAGACACACAGGUAGAUGACCAAAAGGGUCAGAUUUUCCUUACAUCUGGUCAGUCUCUGCUACUUCAAUGCAAAAAAGAGUCAAACAAAGACCCUAAACUAAGAUGGCUCUUGAAUAACACGGCGAUCAGUGGAGUCACAUCAUUGUAUUUUAGAGACUGGAUGGAGUACUUAUCUAUUGAAUCUGUUAAUGUGACACACAGUGGGGAGUACAUUUGCAAAUCUAAGAGCAACCACAGUGUGAAUACCUAUGUCAAGGUCUUUGAUAAUGACAAAAUCGACGUAUUGCAGCUGAAUGAGAACAGCAGCAUACUAGCACAAAAUAAGGCAAGCUUCUGCUUCCAGGCUCUGGUUUUCUCUCAUCCCAAAGCUCAGUGUCACUGGAUUACACCAAAUCAAUCUAAAAUCGAAUGCGAAGAGACUCAUUAUCAUCCCUAUAACAGUAGCUUUAAGCUGUGUAAUCCUGAUCCAGGCCAGUAUCAGUUAAAACUUGACACUCAAGAAUAUAGUGUCAUAAGAAAUCUGUCUCUCUGCAUAUCAGACAUUCCUAGUAUUAAUGUAAGCACAAAUUCAAGUUUCAUCACUUGCAAGACUCAAAGUUCCAAACCUACGGCUUUAUCUUGGAAGAUCUGCCCAUCGCAUUUAAAAAACAUUGAUUCCGAAGACUGGAAAGAGAUUCCUGUUGCCCUUUCAGAGUUCCCAGAUUCAGAUCAGUUCUGUCAGAAGAAGAUCACCUUUGACCAACCACGUUCUCACAAAGAGAACCAUCUGAUCAAAUGCUGCAUCACUAACGUUGCAGGAACGCACUGCAGUGAACAAAUACUACUGCAGACAAAUUCCUACACUGAAUACAUUGUUUGCCUUGUGGUCAUCAUUUCACUUUUCAUGAUCAUCUUUGUCUUAAUCGUCUAUAUUAGAGUUAAGAAGCCUGUGUACCAGUCUCAGAUCCAGAUGAUCCAGAUGGUGGGACCCAAUGACAACGACUACAUAUACAUCGACUUUAGGGAAUUUAAGUAUGACCCCAAAUGGGAGUUUCCAAGAGAGAAUCUAGAGCUGGGGAAAAUGCUGGGAUCUGGUGCUUUUGGGAUGGUUAUGCAGGCUACGGCAUAUGGGAUCAGCAAGCCUGGAGUGUCUAUUCAAGUAGCAGUAAAGAUGUUAAAGGAAAAACACCAGGCGAUGGAGAAAGAGGCUCUAAUGUCUGAACUGAAAAUGUUGACUCACAUUGGAAACCAUGAAAAUAUUGUCAACUUGCUCGGAGCUUGCACGAGCACGGGUCCCGUUUACCUCAUCUUCCAAUACUGCUGUAAUGGGGAUCUCCUGAACUAUCUGAAGAGCAACAGGGAGCAUUUUCACAAAUAUCUGACCGACGCUUUCAACAGAGACAGAUUCAGAGGCCUCUACCACAACUUCCAGCAGAAGAGAAACUCCAGUGAGUUUGUUGAGUCAAAUGACAACUCGCACAUGCACAUAACCCCUGAAACUAAAGAACAGGAAAACGAGGCCCUUCUCAGUUCCAGCAUCAGCUCGGUGUCUACUAUUGAGGAAAUGCUCAAAUGUGACAGCGACCUUCAAGAAGAGGAACUGCAGAGUCUCACGUAUGACGACCUGUUGAGUUUCUCAUUUCAAGUUGCAAAGGGCAUGGAGUUCCUGUCUGCUAAAAAUUGCAUCCAUAGAGACUUGGCUGCCAGAAAUGUUUUGGUGACACUUGGUAGACGGGUGAAGAUCGGGGAUUUUGGCCUCGCUCGAGACAUUGAACAUGACUCCAACUAUGUUGUAAGAGGAAAUGUGCGUUUGCCCGUAAAGUGGAUGGCUCCUGAGAGUAUUUUUAAAGGGGUGUACACAAUGCAAAGUGAUGUCUGGGCCUAUGGCAUUCUGCUGUGGGAGAUCUUUUCUCUGGGAGUGACUCCAUAUCCUGGGAUAACCGUAAAUAACACAUUCUACACAAUGAUUGAAAGUGGAUAUCACAUGGAGCAGCCCUACUAUGCAGCAGAUUCCUUAUACAAGGUGAUGUGUCAUUGCUGGUCACUGGAUCCUGUAGAUCGACCUUGUUUUUCCAAACUUGUGGCCUUUAUGGAAAAGAAGCUGGCUGCUCUAGAAGAGAGGCUCUACUACAAUGUUGGAGGAUACAGCUACAAUGAUAUAAUAUACCAGAAUCCACCGGUGACCCCUGAUGCUACAUUGGAGGAAGAAUUGCAGUCAUCUCCGGAGAACUCCCUCGAGCCGAAGAAUUCAGAUGAAAGCAAUACCACAGAGGAUCUAGGCUCAGUAAGACCACAACCUGGUGUUUGAAGAUGGUUAUUAUGAUAUAUAACUAUAUAAAAAACAAUGUUCAGAAUGUGCUUUUGUAAGUCACCAUAGCCGUUAUGGAUGAAACUGCAAUAAUUAACUGUACAUUUGUUACCAAACAGUAUUUUCUGAAUUGAGACCCAAUAACUCCGUGACUUAAUUCUGUGUGAAAUUAUUUACUAAUAUGAAUUAUGUUGUUUUGUGCAGGAUGCUGCUAUUCAUAUAGAUGCUAAAAUCAUAGGUUAAUACAAAAGUAACAAACAAGAAUAAACGAAAUAACUGAAUUAUAAGAAAUGGUAAAAUUCUAGAAAUGUUAGCUUAUCACUGGACUGGCUAAAUAGUCUGCUUUUGUUGUCUACAAAGGCUGUAUUUUGAUCACAGAAUUAAAAAAAUAUAUAUUAAAAGAAGGAUUUAAUGCUGCAACAAUUUUGCAGGCUGGUGUGAAAGUUCUCUGUUUUUAAAACAAAACCUUUGUGUUCUUUUUCAUUAUAUUUAUUGAUUUGUUCACAGCUAUUAUUUAUCAAGUGAUAAGGAAGCUAUUCUUUACUAGAAUGUUGUGACAGAAAUUAAACUUUGCCAUUAUUUUUUAGAAACAAAUGCAUUAACUUUCUGUAUACAGUAUUUUAGCAUUUGUUAAGCAUUCUUGUUAUUUUCAUUGCCUGAAUGUAGAUGUAGAACUUUUUUCUCAUUAUUCAAUUCAUGUAGUAAUGGAGUGAAAAAUACGCACCCGUGCAAAUAAAAGACAAUGCACGUUGUGCAUUUGUAUG